AUGCGUCUCAAAGAGUUGGAAAGUUCUCUUCAAGAUGUUGCCGUAUUUGAUAGUCCAAAAAUUAAAUUAGAACAGUAUUGUACAACACCACACCUCGCUGCACGUAUGAUUUUCACUGCACAUUCCAAUUACGACGACAUUGAAGGCAAGACUGUUGCAGAUUUUGGCUGUGGGUGCGGCAUUUUGAGCUAUAAUUUAGCACUAGAUAUCGAUUCAUCAGCUCUUUGUAUUGCGCAGAAAAACUGUUCAAAUGAUAAUGUUAAUGUGGAUUUUAUACUUACUGAUCUCACGUUAGACCCAUUAUGUCGGUGGAAAAAUAAUGUAGACACUGUUGUUAUGAAUCCUCCGUUUGGAACGAAAAACAACAAAGGCAUAGACAUGUUAUUUCUAAAAAAGGCUCUUGAGGUUGCAGCAACUUCGGUAUAUUCUUUACACAAAAGUUCUACACGAGAGUACAUUCUCAAAAAAGCUCAAGACUGGAAUGUCGAAUGUGAAGUCCUUGCUGAAAUAAAG
Molecule: messenger RNA, 513 nt
Organism: Racocetra persica
Lineage: Eukaryota; Fungi; Glomeromycota; Glomeromycetes; Diversisporales; Gigasporaceae
Source: the annotation of a GenBank genome assembly